This is a messenger RNA of Staurois parvus, 804 nucleotides long. Lineage: Eukaryota; Metazoa; Chordata; Amphibia; Anura; Ranidae. The record is from the annotation of a GenBank genome assembly.
AUGGAUUCGGGACCGGAGGAGCUGAUGCCGCGGCUCCUGCCUGUAGGGGACUGCGACCUCUCCGAGGACUUUGACCCGGCAGUACCACCGCGGACGCCGCAGGAGUAUUUGAGGCGGGUGCAGAUUGAAGCUGCACGAUGUCCAGACGUUGUGAUUGCACAGAUCGAUCCAAAAAAAACUAAGAAAGAAGCAAACUGUCAGCAUAGCACUCUCGGGUUGCCAACCUGCCCCUGAAGGUUAUUCACCAAGUCUUCGUUGGCAGCAGCAACAAGUAGCUCAGUUCUCCGCAGUCCGACAGAGUCUUCAUAAGCACAGAAGUCAUUGGAGUCCCAGCCUUUAGAUGGCAAUGUUACAAUGCCAAGCACAGAGGAUGAAGAAAGCUGGAAGAAGUUUUGUCUGGGUGAGCGGUUGUAUUCUGACCUGGCUGCUGCUCUGAACAAUGAGAACCAGAACCCAGGUAUCGAUUAUAUAAAGGUUGGAUUUCCACCUCUGCUGAGUAUUGUCAGUCGUAUGAGCCAGGCAACUGUUACAAGUGUGUUGGAGUACCUUGUGAACUGGUUUGAAGAGCGAGACUUUACUCCAGAGCUGGGUCGUUGGCUGUAUGCCUUGCUUGCCUGCUUGGAGAAACCACUUAUGCCAGAGGCUCACUCCCUCAUCCGACAACUGGCACGCAGGUGCUCUCAAGUCAGAGCAGGAGUGGAACACAAGGAGGAUGAGAGGGUGUCUGCUUUAAACUUGUUCAUCUGUCUAGUUGGCAGGUAUUUUGAACAAAGAGAUCUGGCAGAUUCUGGUAAACCUUCCUGA